AUCGAAUACGUCACUGCCAAAAGAAACAGCCGAAUCACGUGAAACACAUCGAGUUAAAUUGUUCUCUUAUAUUUCAUUUAAUAAUAUUACUCCGAAUAAUAAUACAGUUAUAUUGAAAUGGUAUUCAACACUUAGAGUUGCGACAGUCGUUGACAGAAAAUCGUUGGUCGAUUGAUUUCGCCUUCGCUCUUCUUGAAUCGAUUGCUUCUGUCUGCGUACAUCAACAUGGCGGUUACACAGGCUACCAACCCCUCACAGUUGCUCCCUUUGGAGCUUGUGGACAAAUGCAUCGGUUCUCGAAUCCACAUCGUCAUGAAGACAGACAAAGAAAUUGUCGGCACUUUGCUGGGCUUCGAUGACUUUGUCAAUAUGGUCUUAGAGGACGUGACAGAAUUUGAAAUAACGCCAGAGGGUCGCAGGAUAACUAAGCUGGACCAGAUUCUGCUCAACGGCAACAACAUCACCAUGCUCAUUCCAGGUGGAGAAGGCCCAGAAGUUUAGCACCUGGACCUUAAUGAGUUCUUUUGGGGGUUUUUUCAGUUUGUUAGUGAAAUCUAUUUUUUUCUAAGUGUGAUAUGAAGCACACAUAACCUUUUGUUACAAAUAAAUGGCACAAAUUGACAAAAGAGUUGU
Molecule: messenger RNA, 633 nt
Organism: Doryrhamphus excisus (bluestripe pipefish)
Lineage: Eukaryota; Metazoa; Chordata; Actinopteri; Syngnathiformes; Syngnathidae
Gene: lsm5
Product: LSM5 homolog, U6 small nuclear RNA and mRNA degradation associated
Biological process (GO): mRNA splicing, via spliceosome
Cellular component (GO): U6 snRNP; Lsm1-7-Pat1 complex; U4/U6 x U5 tri-snRNP complex
Molecular function (GO): RNA binding
Source: RefSeq, a predicted model, not a curated record